Acanthoscelides obtectus is the source of this 774-nucleotide messenger RNA. The record is from the annotation of a GenBank genome assembly. NCBI's taxonomy places the organism in Eukaryota, Metazoa, Arthropoda, Insecta, Coleoptera, Chrysomelidae.
AUGUCGGAGGAGCUUUCUAAUACAGCUCUUUCUGUACAACAACUGACUGCAAAUAUGUCACAGUGUUCACAAGUCCCAGACAGACAACAGGAAAAUAUUACUGCAGAUCCAGAACCUUUGAUUACAUUACCCGGACAUCAAAGUACUGAUAUUGUUCAGCAAAUUUCACCAAAACCCUCUACAAGUUCUCAAUCCAUUCCUGUCUUGUCAAAUCAAACGAAAAAUAUCCCGUCUCCGAGUACAACACUUUUGUUUUCACCGGAAGCAGUACGACCACUACCAAAAGCUCCUCCAAGGAAAUCAACAAACAGGGGGCGAAAAACCAGAAAAUCCACAAUAUACACCGAUACACCUGAGAAAGAAGAGAUAAGAAGAGAACAUGAAAACAGAUUGAAACGAACCAAAGCUAAGCAAGUUAAGAAAAGAUUAGAUGGAGAGGAAAAGACGAAAAGAAAUGUUAGAAACAGAAAAAAAAAUAUCACGCAAGAUGAAUCAUCAGAAGAAGAGGAAUACUACUGUCUUGUUUGUGUGUCAGCAUAUUCAGAAAGCAGACCGAGGGAAAAGUGGAUACAAUGCACAGAAUGUAAAAUGUGGGCGCAUGAAGAGUGCACAAAAGACCGUUUAUAUGGUACAUGUCCUAGAAAUCAUUGCUUUCAAUAUUCUGAACUCUUCGUCACGCUAUUCACCAUUUCACCCAUGGCAAAUGGGAGAAAUGGUGGAUUCGAGCAUGGCAUUGAAGACUGUGUGAAAGUAAGGAGACUCCACCACAUGUAG